Trachymyrmex septentrionalis is the source of this 2185-nucleotide messenger RNA. RefSeq names its product transcription factor Dp-1 (gene Dp). The transcript has 11 exons. Gene Ontology annotation, biological process: regulation of cell cycle; regulation of transcription by RNA polymerase II. Gene Ontology annotation, molecular function: DNA-binding transcription factor activity, RNA polymerase II-specific; RNA polymerase II transcription regulatory region sequence-specific DNA binding. Gene Ontology annotation, cellular component: nucleus; transcription regulator complex. Lineage: Eukaryota; Metazoa; Arthropoda; Insecta; Hymenoptera; Formicidae. The record is from RefSeq and is a predicted model, not a curated record. Bases 347 to 1786 code for a protein of 479 amino acids.
UCGUGCCGCCAAGCUCAUUUCCAGUCCGUGUGCACGCGGAAGCUGCAGGGCCAGAGUGGCUGCGAGUAGAGCGCGAAUAUUCCGGGCUCAUUCUAAUAAUGCGCAGCCGAUCGCGAUAAAGGAGAGGCCGAAUUGCCACGGCUGACGGACCGUAACGGUCUCGCGACGCGCGAUACCUCGCAAAUCACCCUCGCGAGUGCUUUUAUAUGCGAGGUCGCCAUUUUGGUGAUACGCCGAGCCGACGAUUCGAGCUGAGUGUGGCCCUUAUGAUCUUUUUAUCUCCCUUUUUCGCACGGCCCAUUCGCGCUAUCGUCCUCAGCCGAUCGACGGCCCAAUAACGUCAGAGAUGACACAGCAAAACAAAACGAUGAAUUUCCUAAUACACGACGUUAAUGGACAUCCACAAGUGAUAAAAGUAGUGCAAAGUACACCUAACAAAGCAUUAAGUGGUAUUGUUAGCACAACAAAUGCAGGUGGCCUUAAAGUGUUUAAAGCUCCUAAUCAAGAAUCGCAGGUUUUAUCAUCGAAUACACAAGUUCUUAGGACUAUUAGCUUGCAGAAUCCAUCUACACCUGGUCAGAGACUUGUAACAAUACCUUUGCAAAAUACUAAAAUGGCAACAUCAAAGGGUGGGGAGUCUAUGGUGACCAAGACCAUACAGUUAACCUCUGCGCAAAUGAGCGAUAUAAAACAAGCUAUUGCAUCACAACAACAACAACAGCAACAGCAGCAGCAACAACAACAGUCUAAUACUUCGCAACUUGUUAAGGAUGCCACUGGGAAAACUUUUAUCAGUCCAAUAUUAGACCAUACUGGAUCUAGGAAAAGGCAGGAUGUAGAAAGUGGCGACUUUGUGCCUGAUAAGCGAAGAAAAGCAGAAAAAGUUGGGAAAGGAUUAAGACAUUUCUCAAUGAAAGUCUGCGAAAAAGUGAAAAAGAAAGGUACUACUUCCUACAACGAAGUAGCCGAUGAAUUGGUUGGCGAAUUCACUAAUCCUGCUCAUAUAAAUUCUUUGACAGAUCAGCAAUACGAUCAGAAAAAUAUUAGAAGACGCGUAUACGACGCUCUAAACGUGUUAAUGGCAAUGAACAUCAUUUCCAAAGAGAAAAAGGAAAUCAGGUGGCUCGGCCUGCCCACUAAUUCAUUACAGGAAUGUGUAGCAUUAGAAAAAGAUAAGAAGAAGAAAAUUGAGAGAAUCAAGGCUAAAACGCAGCAAUUGCAUCAGCUAAUCCUCUCUCAUAUUUCUUUUAAGAACUUGGUUGAACGUAAUCGUUUAAACGAGAAUCUCCGUGGGCCACCGAAACCUAAUUCUGCCAUACAGCUGCCAUUCCUUAUUGUGAAUACCAGUAAAAAGACUGUCAUAGAUUGCAGCAUUUCAAAUGACAAAACCGAGUACCUGUUUAAUUUUAAUGAUAAGUUUGAAAUUCAUGACGAUAUCGAAGUUCUAAAACAGAUGGGUCUAGCUUUCGGACUAGAAAAAGGGGAAUGCACUGAAGAAAAUUUGCAAAAGGCAAAAUUUAUGGUUCCGAAAUCACUCGAGAAAUAUGUAGAACAGUUAGCAUCAGGGGAUUUAGAGAAGUUUAUUCCAGUAACUAUUCCUGGUCCAAGUACAUCGAUGGAGGAUUUAGAUAUUAAAUUGGAAGGUUCUCGACCACCGUCGUCGUCACAUACUUCAUUAUCGGAAGAUCCUUUAUCGCCACCAUCUCAGUACUAUUCGGAGGAAGAGGACGACGAAGAAGAAAGCGACCAGGAUGAUCAGGCUGACAGCGAUCUUGAAGUUAACUAGCACCCCGAAUAAUUCUUCAAAGGCUAGACUCAGGGAUACUCGCCACUAUCAUCAGCGAUAUGCCAACAUUAAUAAUAUCGUCGUUGUUGCCAAUAUCGUCUUCACCCCGGUCGCCAGUUUUUAACAUAUAUCGAACAAGGAUAAGAGUUUAUAAUUAUCAUGAGUGGAAUGUAAAUCUGUUGAAGUUAAUGAGAAUGGUCAAAAUGGAAAUAUGUUGAUUGGGGCCAAGGAGAAAACGUAGCAAUUAAUCGGACUGAUUGAAUUGGCAAAUCUAAGUGGCUCUUUUUUCGUAUCAAGUAAUAAAAUAGUACACGAUGCACGCGCAUACGAAAUGAUCAGAAUAAACAAAUGAAUGACUGAAUGGGGUGCUAUAUUUUAGUUGUGCAUCAUCAUACAAGU